Actinia tenebrosa (Australian red waratah sea anemone) is the source of this 2970-nucleotide messenger RNA. RefSeq lists its product as uncharacterized. Gene Ontology annotation, molecular function: polysaccharide binding; beta-N-acetylhexosaminidase activity. The record is from RefSeq and is a predicted model, not a curated record. Gene Ontology annotation, biological process: carbohydrate metabolic process; glycosaminoglycan metabolic process. Gene Ontology annotation, cellular component: membrane. Lineage: Eukaryota; Metazoa; Cnidaria; Anthozoa; Actiniaria; Actiniidae.
UUCUAUUGUUUAUGGCUGCCUUCUCGCGUGAGUGAAAACGCUCUAUUAGUGUCUUAUGCAUGGUUCGAUGUAUUCUUUUGUGAACGCUUUCAUCUAAAGUUACAAAGAUUUUCGCUCCUGCUUUCACACGCGAAGAAAAGGUUUGAAGGACUGGAUUUUUGGCGUUCCAUUUUGCAGAAGGUCACACCGUGCAAACCCUAAAUACCGCCAAAGAUUUACUUAAGUAAACGGACCUCAAAAGAUGGAUCUGAAGACCUCAAAGCUCAGUCAUGUUGUCCUUGGAUUAGCAUUUGUGCUCUGUAUACAGUUGGUUCUUGUAAAAGCUGACAUAACACAAGCUGAUAUUGACAACAUGGCAUCCAAACUUGACCUCCGUUACAAAGUCAUCAGUAACUUGGCUUAUAAAGGAGAAAAGUACACUGCGAAGGUUAAUCUAACCAAUAAAGGACAGCUGCCAAUCAAAAAGAGUGACUGGACUAUCUAUUUUUGUAGUAUUAGACUCGUCAUCCCUCAGACAGGAAGCCCGCCAGUCAAAUUUGAACAUAUCAAUGGCUGCCUACAUAAGCUUCAACCUACAGCCAAAUUCCCAGAUCUGUUGCCUGGCAACAGUUUUGACAUUGAUGUGACUGCGAAGCACUGGGUUGCAGCAAGGACCGAUGUCAUGCCCAAUUGGUAUGUCUCUGCGCCUGGGUUAAAGCCAAAGGUUAUCACCAGCACAGUUGGAGAGAGCUUGGACUUUGUUGAGCCAUUUUUGACAAAAGAGCAAUGGAAGCGUUUUCCGGGCGAUGCUUACGACCCAUACACUGCGAAAAAGAGAUACGAUGAAGUAGGUAUUGAUGUCAUUAACUCUCAGGAUAUACCGCUCAUUGUUCCUCAACCUUUGUCAAUGACGGGUCUAGACAAAGACAAGAGAAUGACUAUUGAUAGCGAAUGGAAGAUAUAUGCUGAUAGUAAACUAACUACAGAAGCAAAGGUGUUGGCUGAUAAAUUCUCCAUGACUGUUGUCACGUCAGCACCCAGUCCAUCAACCAAAGUCUUGCGCGUUGCUAUUGGCAACAUCACUAUUGCAGGAAGCCAUUCCAACAGCCUUGAAGCGUAUACCCUAGAUAUAAAAGUUUCAACGCAGAUGAUCAAUAUCGUAGGGAGAAGUGCAGCGGGUGUGUUUUACGGAAUACAGUCCUUACUUGCUAUUACAGAUGACAAUGACUCUGUUCCUGAAGUGUUCAUCCAAGAUUCUCCAAGAUACAGUUACCGAGGAAUGCACUUAGAUGUUGGACGCAACUUCAUGCCUAAGUCAGCGGUCUUUCGUCUCCUCGACGCCAUGGCAACGUAUAAAAUGAACAAGUUUCAUUUCCACUUGUCGGAUGACGAGGGUUGGAGACUCGAGAUUCCUGGGCUGCCUGAACUUACUCAGAUUGGUUCCAAAAGAUGUUACGACCCAACAGGUCUCAAGUGUAUUCAGACUGACCUAGGAUCAGGUCCUGACGAGCCAACAUCUCCUAAUUACUACUCAGUCGGUGAAUACAAAGAAAUCUUACAAUACGCGAGUGACCGCCAUAUUCAAGUGAUUCCUGAGUUCGACAUGCCGGGCCAUGGAUACGCCGCUAUCAAAUCUAUGGAGGGUAGAUUUAAGAAAAAGAAUUCUACCAACCCAUCAGAAGCUCAGAAGUACCUUUUAACAGAAGCAGACGAUCCUUCAGAAUACCUCUCCGUACAGUAUUUCAAGGACGACGCCAUAAACCCGUGCCUUGAAUCGACCUACACAUUCGUAGAGCAUAUCAUCAAGGAGGUUGUGCUCAUGCACACAAAUAAGCAACCGCUGACUAUUUAUCACUUUGGCGGCGAUGAAGUUGCUCAUGGAGCCUGGACCAAGUCAAGUGCUUGCAAAAACCUUGCUCAACAAAGAGGGCUCAAUUUUUCGGCCAGUGAUAUCGUAGAUCAACUCAAAGACUACUUUGUUCAGCGCGUGGCGACAAUAACCAAAGCUAAAGGGUUGAAUCUUGCUGGAUGGGAGGACGGAUUGCUGGGUAAAGGAGAUGUCCCGUAUAACAGGAGUUUCAUCACGACCCCAGAGGUGUAUGCUUAUGCGUGGAAUAACAUUUGGGAAUGGGGAGGUGGAAAACGAGCUUACCAGCUGGCCAAUGCUGGUUAUAAGGUCGUUAUGACCCAGGCCACGCAUCUCUACUUUGACCACCCGUACGAACCUGACCCAGAGGAGCGUGGGUACUACUGGGCGACUCGAUUCACAGAUGUUCGUAAAACGUUCGGGUUUAUGCCUGAUGACUUGUUUGCUAACGUGGAAAACAAGAGAAAUGGAGAACCUUUGACCAGGGAAGAGUUGUGUAAAGAUCCAAACAUGUGCGUCGAUUUGAAAAACACAGAAAAUAUCGUUGGUAUGGCGGGAGCCCUGUGGACUGAGACUGUGCGCACCGCUGACCAAAUGGACAGCAUGAUUUACCCGAGACUCUUAGCGAUCGCUGAACGUGCGUGGCACAAGGCAUCGUGGGAAGGCAUGAGUGAUAGAAAUGAAAGAAACAAGAAGAGGACAGAAAAUUGGAAACAGUUUGCUAACCUUCUGGGACAAAAAGAAAUGGCAAGAUUGGACAAGAUGGGUGUCAAGUACUAUGUCCCUCCCCCAGGGGCAAGCCUUGAUGGGAACAAAAUCAGAGUUAGGACAUCACUUCCAGGCCUGAAAAUCAAGUACUCCGACGAUGAUGGCAAAAUAUGGCAAGAUGUUACAGAUAAAACAUUGAUCCACAGAAACAGCAAAUUGGCAACUUGGUCAGCAGACGGUAAACGUAUGAGCAGAAUCGUAGACAUAGCUGGGCAAGUUAAGGCCAACGCAUCAUCUUUGUCUGUCAAUACUGGGGUCAUGCUGCUUGGUAUUCUGAAACUAGUUUACAAGUUGGUCUACUGAUUUGUUUUAUACUAUUUAUUUGUUGUCAAAUAAAUAUGCCCUCAUUCACCAUA